GCGUUCAAGUUCUUGCUAAAUUCUAGUUCCUUCUAUAAUUUUUGGUACACAGCAACUGAUUUUUAGAGACGCGAGUGACACCAUUCACAAUCAUUCGAAAUUAAAAAUGUCAGAAAGUACACAUACUAAUAUAGAUAUUGUACAGCCCAUGCCUGUGGCCAUACCACCAGGUUCACCCAAAAAACCAGUGAAAUCUACUGCAGUUGUUAAAUACUCUGUUGUUCAGACACCGGCAACGUAUGCUCAGUUGCAAUGCAACACAGAUUUAAAUUUACCACCGAGCAAUUGGCUCAGCAGUUCUGCGGAAAGUUAUGGCCUACAGAGUGUAUGGUCUCAGACCUCUGGGUUUUCCAGUUUCCGUAUGGCACACAUGUUUCCUGAUUGUGUUGGGGAAGUGGACGUUGUGUCAGAUGCAGAAAAUAUAAAAAAAUUACUGAAACUGCCAUAUAAUCAUGGUGUGAUAUCUAUGAUGGUUCACAGAAUUGAAAACACAUUAUUAUUGGAUGACUUUGACAUUCAUAAAUAUUUACUCAGACAAGCAGAGAGUGAUUGGGAGUGGCUAAAGAAAUUCUUCUACGAGCAUAUUUUCCAGGAUUUGGAAGACAAAGAAAAGUGUUUAUUUCGCAAGACAAACAACAGAAACACUUUACAGCAGAGAAAUUUAGUAUCCAAGUUCUUAUAUCACUCUAUAGUAGUGGCAGACAAUAAAGAGCAACAUGCAAAGCCACAGUUACCUGUGAAAACAUUAGAACCUUGUUUGCCAGAACCUUCUCAAGAGGAGAAAGUACCAGAUCCAAAUUACAACCAUAAUUUUGCUAGAAAUAUUGUUUGGACAUUUGAAAACAUACAAAUGUUGAUUGGUACAGACAUACCAAUAUUUGGGGGACAGACACAUCCAUGCAUAAGUCUACGUUUAAGGGAUAUGACUAAGCCUAUUAAUGUUUUAACCGGUAUUGAUUAUUGGUUGGACAACCUUAUGUGUAAUGUCCCAGAAGUAGUCAUGUGCUAUCAUUUGGAUGGUAUAGUCCAGAAGUAUGAGUUGAUAAAAACAGAAGACCUGCCAAAUUUGGAUGAUUCGAAGUUUAGUCCUAAAGUUAUUAGAGAUGUUGCACAAAAUAUUUUAAGUUUUCUAAAAAAUAAUGUAACAAAGGCUGGACAUACUUAUUGGCUGUUUAAAGGCAAAGACGAUGAUGUUGUAAAGCUGUAUGAUUUAACAUCUUUGUGUCAUGAUGUAUCAGAUGAAAAGGGUCAGAAUCCAUUCAUUGUGCCAGUUGCUAUGUUAUUGUACAGAGUGGCACGAAACAUGAAGUAUUCUUCUGACUACCACAGACAGCAGGGCACUAUUAGAAUGCUCUUGAAAAAUUGCAUUCAAUUAUUGACUAAAGAAAAGUAUCCUCAGAUUGUAACAUCUGCUCACUUUAUGUUGUCUGAUCUUUAUAUACCAUCAGACACAGACCCUGCUAGUCCAGGGCUUUCUGACCAGAGCGACGAAGAAGAUACUCAAAGUGAAUCAAGCACAAAUCAUGAUAAUGACAAGGAUGAGGAAGAAGAUGAAAGAAGCGAGGAAGCUGCCAUAAAGUCUUUAACACUAGCUAACAUUAAAGAACAUAAGACUUGUGAAGAACCUAAGUACAAGCCACCUCCUAUUUCGGGUACAGUGGAAGAAAGGUGUUUAAGUGCCUUAGAGCAUGUCUGCCAAGGACUGGAAUGUUUACAGUAUUUUCCGACCGAAGAUAAUUCCGAGGAAGACCGAAAUAACGUAGAGGAGGAAGAGAAGAAGAAGAAAUAUGAAGAGGCUCAUUUGAACAUGGCUAAACCUUUUCAAGCAAUACCUAUGCCUUAUUCCCCUUUGAAGGAUGAUAAGAAAGAAACGGAAUCCAGGGAGAGUUCUGUGACCAAUAGUUCCAAUCAGAAAAAGAAAUUGAAACAGAAAGAGAACAAAAAAUCAGAGAAGGUUGUUUUGAAAGAUGCAUCUACUGAGAAUGUAGCGAAAGCAUUACUGUGUAAACCUAAAGCUGAAACAUUGCCCACUUGGCAAGCUCCCAAGAAGAGUGAUAACAUUAGUUGGAGUGCUCACUUGAAAACAUUGUUAUACGAGAAGGCUUCGUUGAUCUUUGCCGUACUCGCUGAACAUGAAUACGUGAAUAGGAAUUACGGCGCCUCACUGAGGUAUAUGUUAGCAGUUCUACGGUGUCAACAAAUCUUAGAGCUCUUUUGUGGAAUAAGAAACGACAAAUCGAUCAGUUAUUUAUUGGGCCGCGCAGGGGAUUGUUGCUUUAUGACUGUGCAGGAUUGGUGUAACAUAGAGAAGCAUAGAAGCGAUUAUGAAAUGAAGAAUGAAACCGAGGAAAAACUAGUGGAAGGAAUCUGUAAAAUGGAAGAUCUGGGCAUGAAUGAUGCUGAAUUACUACCACAACAUUUAGAAAGCUUAGAAUCUACUCUAGUAGCGUCCUAUAAGUGUUACGAGAAAGCGUUAUCGCUAGAACCAUUGGAAAUGGAUAAAAAUAAUCUUUUAAGGCGAUUAGGGAACAUUCACAACGAGUUAGGUGUUCUCUAUAUGAAUCAGGCUGGAACGCGAUAUCAGCAAGAAAGUAUAGCUUGUGAGGCAUCAGGGUCUACGCCUGAUGAUGUAACAGUUUUACUUAGUCGCUCGCUCACUCAUUUAGAAGCAGGAGUUAAGGCUUUCGAAACUGUCCACGACAAAGCGAAUUUAGCACUUUUACAUUCAAAUACUGGAAGGCUUAUGCGACUUUGCGCACACAUGCACGUCAAACAAAACACUCAAGAGCGUCAUUUUUACAACAAAGCUCUAGCAAGCUAUCAGAAAGCACUACAAGUCUUGGGAUCUAGGAAGACGAACCUUGUGAUUUGGGAUACUGUGACGUGGGAUCUAUCUACCACAUUGUUCACUAUGGCUACACUGUUGCAAGACUACCCUACAAGUGGAUGCAAGACCAAAGAAGAGCUGGAACGAGAAGUCGUUGAUAUAUUGCAAAAAGCUCUAAAACAUUGCGAUACAGAAACAGCAGGACUACGGCAACCCGUUUAUCAAUUCCGGGCAGCGACCAUUCAACAUCGUCUAGCGUCUUUGUAUCACCGUGUAUACAGGGAAUAUGAACCAGACACGGAUAAUACUAGAAGAAAAACAAGUUUGCAGCUAUGCAAGCUGUACUAUGAGAAAGCUGCAAGGCUCUUGCUAGCAUUGGAGCAGACCACAGAGUUUCUGACGGUUCAAAUGGAAAGAGUUGCUUUGGCUGAUCAUCAAGCACGUUGUGCUACAACCAUUAAUGGAAAAUUGAAAGCCUAUCAGAAUGGUCUUCAACUGAUACUACAGUGUGGAUCCAUUAUGGAUAUGUUGUGUGAAAGAAAUAACUUUCAAAAACAAAAAACUGAGAGUACAAAUGACAUCAGUAAUAAAACAGGGAAAGAAAUCAUAGAGGGAAAAGGUAGUGAAGACCAGAAGUUGACGGAAGAUGAAGAAAAUCUAGUGGCGUUGCUUGAACAGAGAUUGCAAUUUAUCUUGAGAACUCUGACCAAACUAUUUGUCACAAAAAACAGUAACAGUAAUAAAAAAGAGUAUGAAACACUGGUAGGUCUCUACAAACAGUGUUAUAGUCGAUCGUUACGACUAGUCACCAUGACUGGUUUCACGUUAAUAGAGCACGUUGCACAACUUUUACGAGAAUUGAAGAAAAUGUUACCGUCUACGGAAUGUUGA
Dufourea novaeangliae is the source of this 3718-nucleotide messenger RNA. RefSeq names its product erythroid differentiation-related factor 1. The record is from RefSeq and is a predicted model, not a curated record. The transcript is spliced from 9 exons. Gene Ontology annotation, biological process: positive regulation of DNA-templated transcription. Bases 107 to 3718 code for a protein of 1203 amino acids. Lineage: Eukaryota; Metazoa; Arthropoda; Insecta; Hymenoptera; Halictidae.